This is a messenger RNA of Aspergillus novofumigatus IBT 16806, 1853 nucleotides long. Its product is annotated as putative UDP-galactose transporter. The transcript is spliced from 4 exons. Gene Ontology annotation, molecular function: UDP-galactose transmembrane transporter activity. Gene Ontology annotation, biological process: pyrimidine nucleotide-sugar transmembrane transport. The record is from RefSeq and is a predicted model, not a curated record. Lineage: Eukaryota; Fungi; Ascomycota; Eurotiomycetes; Eurotiales; Aspergillaceae. Gene Ontology annotation, cellular component: Golgi membrane. The coding region runs from base 208 to 1599 and encodes 463 amino acids.
CAUGGCCUAGUGUGAAGAACCGUGAAAGAUUUACCCUUCCCUGUCCAUCGGCACGCGCACAACUUAUUUCUCGACCCUCGGCAUUUUCUUAACGACCCUUUCUUCCGAAUCAGAAUCACAGGCUAAUAUCACCAACAACUUGCAUCUUCCAGUGGGUUGUGUUGCGGACACUUUUCAGGCGCUGGCACCUACAGUAGUGUUGUCACAAUGGGGGAACACACUCGGGGCCAGUCUUCAGGUCUGGGAGGCGUUUUGAGACGUUCCUCUUGGAUACUGCUGACGGUUCAAUAUACGGCGUUCGUACUGCUUUUGCAUUAUUCCCGAGUCAUGCCUCCCACUGGAGGUAAACGAUACCUCACGUCUACCGCAGUCUUUCUCAACGAGGUCACCAAGCUUGCUAUUUCCUUGACGGUGGCCCUCUACGAAGUUUCGAGAUCAGCUCCCCCAUCGAUGCCUGCGACGUCGCUCCUCUCUUCGUUGACCAGUACUGUGUUCUCCGGUGACAGUUGGAAACUUGCCAUUCCUGCCAGCUUAUACACACUCGCGAACUCUUUGCAAUACAUUGCACUUUCCAACUUGCGGGCCGCGAACUUCCAGGUGACGUACCAGUUGAAGCUCCUCGUCGGCUCCAUUUUUAGCCUUCUUCUCCUGAAGAGAGCUAUACCGUUGCGUAAAUGGGGUUUCCUGAUUCUUCUUCUCGUCGGCGUCUAUCUUGUGCAAAUGCCAGAUGGAACAACCGAUGAAAUCUCACUGGAUCACGAGGCCGUGCAUCACUCUUUCCCCCGCUCAUUCGAAGAAUGGAAAGCCGUUAGAGGGAAACGCGCCAAUUUGCACAAGCGUUCAGCAACCUACGAGGGCAUUGAAGAGGACUUAUUGACCGCCCUGCCCCGAUUGAACAGCACAGUUGGUCUGCUGGCCACGAUUGGGGCCUGCGUCGCUUCGGGGCUCGCCGGUGUGUACUUUGAGAAAGUACUAAAAGACAGCGUAAAGACCACCUCUCUGUGGGUGCGUAAUGUGCAGUUGUCCGUGUAUUCUUUGUUCCCGGCCCUCUUCAUCGGUGUCGUCUUCCUCGACGGGGAAAAGGUCGCCGCAAACGGCUUCUUUGCGGGCUAUAAUUGGGUUGUUUGGUCGACUAUCGUGGUCCAGGCUAUUGGGGGCAUCACGACCUCUUUCUGUAUCAGCCACGCGUACAAGGACGCAAGAAACAUGGCCACUGCUAUUAGCAUUGUCCUCAGCACUUUGGGGAGUGUUUGGUUGUUUGGUUUUGAACUCACAGGGAACUUCAUUCUUGGGACUUUCGCGGUGCUUGUGGCCACAUUCCUCUAUGAGGAUUCCAGCUUAGAUUCCAGUCCUACUAAAGCUCACGGCAUCCGUCCACCGCCAAUUCGGAUCGAGCGGUUUGAGAAGGAAGCCAAGAGUGAUGAGACUUCACCUGUCGCAGGUCCGCAGAACGAAUUCUCGAUAAAACUCCCGAGCACCCCAUUCCUGUCUCAAGCUGGGUUGUCCACCUCCAGACCCACGUCGCCAGGCGUUGCUAGAAUCAGCUCUGGCCGCACUGCAAGCGGCGGCUAUUUCGAUAAGCAGUCACGGGACGAGUGAGCCUAUCGACUUCGAAGCAAAACCCGCAUUCACCUUGUCAAUAUUUAGCGUUGCUCCGGUAUCCGUGAUAUCGAGAAGUAAAUAAGAAUGUCCGACUCCGAGUCAUUGCAUUUCUUUUGGAAGGAAGCGUAGCAAGUCCUUGUACUCUAUACCUUUUGUGACCAUGGUUUGAUUUUGGUUGUUUAGUGAUGGUUAUUAUAUCUUCAUAUAGCAUGAGUCAUGGGAGAUGUCCUGAUGUGUAUGAGUGUAUAAGG